UUCCUUCUUUCUUUAACAAAGGGUCUUCUUGUUCCUGAGAAUUUCUAGGGUUUCUGAAAUCCAGGAGAGAUCCAAUCGCAAUGGCAAAUCAAGUAAUCACCGGAAUCAAGGAAACAGCUCAAUCGAUUACAGGCGCGGCUCGUCCAUGGGGCGAUUUCCUCGAUCUUUCCGCCUUCAGCGUUCCUUCCUCCGUCGCCGAUGCAACAACUCGCGUAACUCAGAACCUGACUCACUUCCGCAUCAACUACAGUAUCAUUCUCUCAAUACUCCUAGGUCUAACUCUAAUCACACGUCCCAUCGCCAUCCUGGCGUUUAUCGCCGUUGGCUUAGCUUGGUUCUUCCUCUAUUUCGCUCGCGAGGAGCCGCUCACGAUCUUCGGAUUCACUAUUGACGACGGCAUCGUGGCUGUGCUUCUCAUCGGUCUUUCGAUUGGGUCGCUAGUUACCACCGGAGUCUGGCUUAGAGCUCUCACCACCGUUGGAUUUGGUGUUCUGGUUUUGAUCUUACACGCUGCGUUAAGAGGAACGGAUGAUCUUGUGAGUGACGAUCUGGAAUCACCUUAUGGACCGAUGCUCUCUACCGACGGCGCUCGUGGUGAUUACAGUGGAAUCUGAUCAACACAUUUGCUUCUGAUUUGAUAAUGGAAUUUGGGGAUUUAGGGUUUUGUUGUGUUGUAAAUUGUCAUUGUUUCUUUGUGUCUCAUUAAGCAUCAUUGUUCAUGACAAAAUAUGUUUGAAAGAAAAAAUCGGUUUAAGAAGAGGAUUGAUGCUACCGGUUCGUUGGUGGUAUUCCUUAACACCAAUGAAAGCUAAAAUCAGUGUCUGUGACUAAACCAUGAACACCAACCAGAGAGUAGUAGGUAAAAUGUACAUUAAGUUGAGAGAAAUGUUUUGCUUUGCAGUGUCUUCACAUUUU
Molecule: messenger RNA, 915 nt
Organism: Arabidopsis lyrata subsp. lyrata
Lineage: Eukaryota; Viridiplantae; Streptophyta; Magnoliopsida; Brassicales; Brassicaceae
Product: PRA1 family protein D
Exons: 1
Coding region: 81-614 (177 amino acids)
Biological process (GO): vesicle-mediated transport
Cellular component (GO): Golgi apparatus; endoplasmic reticulum
Source: RefSeq, a predicted model, not a curated record